Acanthoscelides obtectus is the source of this 287-nucleotide messenger RNA. The record is from the annotation of a GenBank genome assembly. Lineage: Eukaryota; Metazoa; Arthropoda; Insecta; Coleoptera; Chrysomelidae.
GUGCACAAUUAACGAUGUCGGUGGAUUCAUCGCAACUAAUGGCAAAAAAUGGCGAUAAUUUAACUUUGUUAAUUAUUUGUGACUUUAUGUCUGCUGGAAUGUCAUCGAUUCUACGCGUGACACAUGGUUUUAUUAAUUCUUCACCGAUAAUAUGAGGUUUCUUUUGCUUUGCUAUCAUAAAAGCUAUUUCAAAGGAAGCUUUGAGAUGCUGCGAUACACCUGUGUGAUAACUUCCCGAUUUAUCCAGUCUCAUCCACUUUUGUGAUUCGUCUUUAGAAGAAAAAAAC